GUUAUUCGUUCGGGCUGCGGAUGGCCAAAGCUGCAAUGCCGCAACAUGCCGUCCCACCUUCCGCUGAGCUGGGCUUUUCUCCUUAGUGCAACCUGGUCACGCACACUUCCGGACAAGAAUGAGCUGGCCAACGCGUGCUACUUCACCUAUCGAGUUGGAUACGUGAUUUGUGAUGCCAGUUUAGGGCCCGAGGCGGCUCAAAAAGAGAUGGAGGCUGGUCGAUGCAACGCGGACUUCCGAUUGAUGGGUUCUGACUUCCAGCGAUUGGUGCUGAAGCACUACAUGGAAGGAGGUCGGCCUCCCUUGGAAGAGGCUAUGUGGCUUUUGACCUCAUCGGAAAAUUUCCAGACGCGCACGCUGUCCGAGUGUCCGCCGAUGCAAAUCUUGGCUAACAUGUUGUAUGGCGAAGCCCUUCUGUACCUGGAUGGUCCAAGCAGAGAUGGGGAGUCUGCAAUGCUGGUAGCUCAGGCCAUAGAACAAACGAAGCGCGUCCAGCCUGAAGUCUUGAACGCCUUGGCACGCACAUGGCCCCUAGACAUGGCCACCCAUCGCUUUCAGGAGACUUUCUUGGCGCUGCAGGGGAUGGCCAAGGGAGAUCGGAAACUUGACUUGGUGCAUUUUGUGCUGUGCCGCUGUGAUGAAGAUCUCAGCUGGUUGGAGGAGCUGCUUGAGGGGAUGCAAGCUGGUGGUGUGUACCUCUAUGAGACCUGUGGGCAUGAUGAGCGGCUGAAGGACGGCUUCUUUGAGAAGUUGAGUCCAGAGGUGGUCAGUGGCGCAACAGCAAAGGGCCCUAAGGGAUCCUGCCCUGCGCAGAUUGCGUUGACGCAUGUGCUACGCUACAAGUUGGAUUUUCCGGAGUUCUUGCUUUUCUUGCCGUCAGCCGCACCUUUGGAGCAAGAACGUUACUUCUACCAGCUGGUGCUCAACAGCCUCCUCAGCCACACCCUUACUGCCGACUUCGUAGCUUUAGGCUCAACAAGGGCGCCUCCAGUUUCGCUGGAUAUGUGUCAAAGAAGCCUCAUUCAAUCUGGAGUCUUGCCUAUUUGGAAUUAUCCCUUGGGCGACUUUGGGUUUGUUCAACAGAGAUUUUCGAGUCUUUUCUGCUGAGGGAAACUGUGGAUGAUUCUUUCCCCUGGAACGGUUCAUGUCUACUCCUCGGAACAUGCACCACCACCUGACAUAACUUUCAAGAGGUACUGACUUGAGUCCAAGCUUGUACGGAAUGGAUGGUUUCAGAGACCCUACAGUGAGGCCAUGCAACCAGAGCCCCACCAGCACUGAAGGUGCUUUUCACAUCUCUUCAUUUCUGUUAGCCCAUGUUGUGCAAGAUGUGUGCCGCGAAGCGUGUUAGAUGUUCGCCAGUGUUCAACCCAGCCGAUAAGAAACAGGGAGGCAUACCAGGCAUACCAUUUUCCGCGGUCCAUGGACUCCAGGCUAUGAAGGAUCGCGCUUCCUGGUCAGUGCCAAACGACUGGUCGAGUCCAUAGACCGGGUGGCUUCUUUAAUGGCAGCCUUCGCAGAAAGCGGCUGCACCACGGUGGAGCUCGAAGAGGCCAUUGCCAAUUGGUGGCAUAUCGUUUUCGGUGAGCCUGCCCAGCUGCCAAUCCGCGCAGAGGAUGAGCGUUUGCCGAUGUUUCUGCGUGUGGCUGAUGGGCCAUCUGGAUUUUCCAGGACUCGGAUGCCCAAAUCCUCUGAUUAUCUGAAUUGGGCAGCUACCGACCUGGACGAAACAUAGAAUUUAUGGAACAAAAGACAACUAUAUAUCUAUGUACACAUGCAGCAUGC
Molecule: messenger RNA, 1785 nt
Organism: Durusdinium trenchii
Lineage: Eukaryota; Dinophyceae; Suessiales; Symbiodiniaceae
Source: the annotation of a GenBank genome assembly